Molecule: messenger RNA, 1024 nt
Organism: Erigeron canadensis
Lineage: Eukaryota; Viridiplantae; Streptophyta; Magnoliopsida; Asterales; Asteraceae
Exons: 3
Coding region: 302-871 (189 amino acids)
Source: RefSeq, a predicted model, not a curated record
AAGAGGCGAGGAAAGUGUAAAAGAAAACGAUGAAUAUGUAGGAAGGAACCAAGAGGAGAUCGAUGAUACAUCUAAGAGGGAGAUAAUAGAAGUUGUUGACAAUAUUCCAUACGUGGCAUAUCCAUUUCAUCUCUUACCUACAUUUCAUCACCUUCAAUCCCUUUAUUUAAAAAAUCUUACAAAAGUUGAGGUGGUGUUUGACAUAGAAAAUGCAACUAGUAGAGAUUUGACAACAUGGGAUAACCAACAACGACCAAUACUUUCCUACCUCAAGGAUUUAAAACUAGUUAAUUUGGAGAAGAUGAAUUGCGUGUGGAAGUGUACCUCUUGGAAUCAUUUUUUAUAUUCUCAAAAACAAACAGAAUCCCCGUUCCAGAACCUUACAACCAUACGCAUGGAAAAAUGUGGAAAGAUAAAGUACUUGUUUUCACCUCUUAUGGCCAAACUUCUUUUCAACUUGAAUACAAUUGACAUAUCAGAAUGUGAUGGUAUUGAGGAAGUUGUGUCAAAUAGAGAUGAUGAUGGUGUUGAAACAAUGGCGGCCGCUUCGACAUCUUCUGGCACAAACCCCACUUUCUUCCCACAUUUAGACAGUCUGUCUCUUUCUUGUUUAUCAAAGCUAAAGCUUAUCCAUCAUGAAUUUGGAAGGGGUAAUGUUAUCUCCAAUAUUUCCAUCCAUGAGAAUUUCAAGAGUUAUGAAGUGAAUGGUGUUUCAUGGUCCUUGUGCCAAUAUCCCAGAAAGAUAACGAUAAGUGAAUGUAAUGCACUAUCAAUCGUGAUUCAUUCCAUACGAUGCUGCAGGAAAAUUACAAAAGCUUCAAAAGUUGAAAAUAACCGAGUGCCGGUCAAUGAGGGAGAUAUUUGGAAUUGAAGGGGGUAGCAACAACGGUUGUCAUGUUACUGAUGUAGAUGAUGAAAGUAGCGAUAUAGUAACAACCCCAAGAUUGGCAAAUAUGAUUCUGCUUGAAUUACCCAAGUUAACGAUAUUGCGAAUCAAUGAGUGUGAUCUUUUGAAACAUGUUUU